AUUUAUUUGACAGGCAGGCCAUCAGUCAGAGUGCUGUCCAGAGGCAGGCAGCUCAGACCCAGCUCAGCUCCUCAACCAUCUACUUCCACUGAGGAGUCGUGGUGUAAAUAAGUCCCCGGACCGUCGUAACGGCUCUCCUUACUGAACCCCCCAAGCCCUACACAAGACUGGACUCCUUCUGCCUCCAUUUACAGCUACAGAGAUGGGGCUCGUCUUCCAGAUCCUGCUCCUCUUUGUCGCGGUGUCCCUGGAUGGAGGCGACUGCGGCGUCUUUGUGAAGACCAUCCGCGAGAGGCGGGCGCUACUGCCCAACAUCACAUCCGGCCGCCCUACCACCUUCAACCACGUCUACAACAUCAAGCUGCCCCACUGCAAGACCUGCUCGGCCAACAUCUCCAAACCCUUGGCCCGCAUCUUUGAGGCUCAGGAUGAGGCCAGGGAUGACAAACGCUUUGAGCAUACUGUCGACCCCGCCAAUCAAGUCGUCUUCACCCACAGGAUCAACAUCCCUCCUCAGGCGUGCGGCUGCGAUGACGCUCUGGCCCUCCUGAGCCGACUGGAGGCCCUCGAGAAGCAGGUGGCCACUCUGCGUCGACAGUGCUCCAGCAACGCUUGCUGUGGUGCAAAGCGUGCGAUGGACUGUGGGGCCCAUGGGACUUUCAGCCCCUCCACCUGUGGCUGUGUCUGUGAGGAGGGCUGGAGCGGCCCCACUUGUUCCAAGGCCAGCUGCCCAGUGAACUGCCACCCUCACCAGGGGGAUUGCGUGGCUGGCCGGUGUGUGUGCCAUGAAGGCUUCACGGGGGAGGACUGCAGUAAGGAGAUCUGCCCUGACGAUUGUAAUGACCAAGGGCGCUGCAUCGACGACAAGUGUGUCUGCUUCCCUGGGUACACAGGAUAUGGCUGCACCGAGGAAAUUUGCCCUGAUGACUGCAAAGGCCGCGGGAAGUGUGUCGAUGGGAACUGUGUCUGCAACAAGGGCUACUCUGGGUUUGACUGUGGGGUCAAAGACUGUCCGGGUGACUGCAGCGAUCAAGGGCAUUGCGUCGAGGGGAAGUGUGUCUGCAACGCAGGCUUCUCUGGGAGGGAUUGUGGCCUACGGGAUUGCCCCGCCAACUGUCAUGGCCAUGGGAACUGCAUCAAGGGAAAGUGUGUCUGCAAGAAAGGGUUCACUGGGACUGACUGUGCAGUGAAAGCUUGUCCCCAGAACUGUAAUGACCGAGGGAGAUGCGUCAACGGAAAGUGUGUCUGUAACACAGGCUAUUCUGGGCCUUCUUGUGGUGUUCAGACCUGUCCUGAUAACUGUAACCAACGGGGAAAGUGCGUCAACGGGAAGUGUGUCUGUAACACAGGCUAUUCUGGGUCUUCUUGCAGCGUUCAGACCUGUCCUGAUAACUGUAACCAACAGGGAAAGUGUGCCAAUGGAAAGUGUGUCUGUAACACAGGCUAUUCUGGGUCUUCUUGCAGCGUUCAGACCUGUCCUGAUAACUGUAACCAACAGGGAAAGUGUGUCAAUGGAAAGUGUGUCUGUAACACAGGCUAUUCUGGGUCUUCUUGCAGCGUUCAGACCUGUCCUGAUAACUGUAACCAACAGGGAAAGUGUGUCAAUGGAAAGUGUGUCUGUAACACAGGCUAUUCUGGGCCUUCUUGCGGUGUUCAGACCUGUCCUGAUAACUGUAACCAACGGGGAAAGUGCGUCAACGGGAAGUGUGUCUGUAACACAGGCUAUUCAGGGCCCAAAUGCGGUGUCCAGAACUGUCCGAACAACUGCAACAAUCAAGGACGCUGCACUGAAGGGAAGUGCAUUUGCAAGGAUGGGUUCACAGGAAAUGAUUGUUCAAUAGAAAUCCCAACUCCCGCUGGGCUUCAUGUGAAGAAGAUCCUGGAGACCAAGGCGACAGUGGGGUGGCAGCUGCCACAGGUUCCCGUCGACACCUGGGAGAUCACCUUCCGCCCCUUGAAAGAGGACAACGGCAAGCUGACCAAUCGCCUGGCUGGUUCCAAGAGCUCCUUCCAACAGAUAGGCCUGGCUUCAGGGCAGGAAUACGAGGUCACACUGCGAGCUGAGAAGGACAAGAAGCUCGGACCAGCUGUGUCGAGAACCUUUACAACACUGAUUGAUGGCCCCCGGAACCUCCACGUGGUCUCAGCGACAAACUCCACCAUCAAGUUGGGGUGGAAAAAGCCCCAGGCGUCGAUCGACCAUUACCGCCUCAACUACUCUUCAGCAACGGGCAAACACAGCCAGGUGGUGGUACCACCUGGAGACAACAGCGCCAUACUGACCGGCUUAGAGGCUGGAGUGGAACACACCAUCUCCCUGGUGGGGGAACGAGGGGGACACCAGAGUAAGGCCGCAGCCACUAAAGGAACAACUGUGAUCGACAGCCCCAGGAACCUUCGUGUUGUCAUGGUGACGGACGCCACCAUCAAGCUGGAGUGGGAGAAGUCUGUAGCUCGGGUUGGUCAUUAUCACAUCGUGUACAGUACCGAGGCAGGAAAGCGCGGAGAGUUGCGAGUGCCUGGCAAGGGUAACACCACCACCUUGGUGGGGCUGGAGGAUGGCACCAAGUACACAAUUUCCUUGGUGGGGGAGCAGGGGAAGAUGAAGAGCAAGCCGGUGAUCACUGUAGGGACCACGGGUCUCACCCAGCGGAAACUGGCUGUCAGUCACUCAACUCCCACAGUGGCUACCAACGAGAACCAAUUCAUCCAGGACAUCUCGAGGGCUAUCUCCAGAAAGAUAGCGGCUGCUGAAAUCUCCGCUGAUGUGGGCAUGACUGCGCGAUCCAUCAUUCGGCGCUACCCAGCCUUUGCCAAAAGCCCUACUGGCUCCCCUAAGGUGUUUCUUGGCACCCCACCUGCCAGAGUCAAAGUCAGUUCAGAGAGGGGACAGAUAGCUAAAGAGUCCAAAAAUGGAAAAGGUCCCAUUAGGAAGAUACAAGGACCCACCUUGGUAGGACCAGGGAGAUUUGUGGGCCCUGGAAGAAAGGUAACUGGGUCCCCCGGGAUUCCCCCUAUAUUGAAGCAUAAGAAAGGACCUGCUGGCUCGCCUUCUUCGAACGGAGCCCAAGAAACUUCUCUCAAUGCCCAGCGAACCAGCAAAGGACCUGAGACCCCUCUACACACAGGGACACCUGAACCAACCAAGCAGGAGAUUCUUGGAGGGAAGGAUAAAACAGAAAAUAGCAGCUCAUCCCGAUUAACUUCGAAAAUCUACCUACCCCCUCUGGGGAGGUCCAGGAAGCCUAUAGUUUCCAGAGCUUCAGCCACAGGCUCCAAGGAAUCUCCAAACCCAUUCACAUUGAAUGCCACCUCCAGGCACGUAGUCCUCUCCUGGGACAUUACAGAAGGCUUGUUUGACACGUUGCUUCUAAGUUACAGAGAUCCCUCCACGAACACUGUCCUCUCAGAGGUGGCCUUGGGUGGUGAUCAACGGACAGCAAACAUCACAGGUCUAACCAUUGGCAAAAGCUAUGAAGUCUCCCUUUAUGGCACCUCUGGGAGCAAUCCUUCCCAACCUAUUCACAUUACAGAAGUUGCAGUGCCUGGGUCAGAUGAAGGGCCAGUGACCGUGAACAUGGAUUCGACCACCCUUCAAAGUGCACAAGCCAAAACUCAGGGGAAAGGCAGUGAGGAGGAGGAGGAUGAGGUGGAGGAUGAGGAGGAUGAAGAGGAGGAGGAGGAGGAGGAGGAGGAAGUGAGGCAGGAAGUGCCGGAGCUGCCUGCUACCUUAGGAACAGAGCCGGAGGACCUGGCCACUUCCAACUCUGCCUCAGAGAACCUGACUCCCUCAGCCUUCAAACAUUCACUCGUCAGUCCCAAGAACUCUACUGUGUCCAACUCUUCCCAAACACAAGCGCCCAAUGACCUUCGGCCUUUUGACCUCUCAGGCUUGACCCCUGCUGUUAACUCUAACAUUACCCACCAAGUUGUGACUGAUGACAAACUCUCAGCUCCUCUUACAGACCAGGUUGCUAGUUUUCGCAAUGUGACGGUUAGAGACAUUACUGCCAAGGCCUUCCGCCUGUCCUGGAAGGUUCCAGAAGGGGCCUUCGACUCUUUUGUUAUCCAAUACAGGGUGUCGACCAGCUCCGCGCGCUGGGAGGAACGCAAAGUGCAAGGCCGGUUCCGGUCAGCUGUUCUCAAGGGCCUGAGUCCUGCGACCAAGUACACGGUGAGGCUGUAUGGGGUUCGAGAAGGGCAACGCACCGGGCCCUUCACACUGGACGCCACCACAGAUUCCACUGAGAAAGUGAAGCCAGGGGAUGUGGGAAAACUCGAUGGACUUACAUCUUCCAACAUCACAGACCGCUCCCUCCAGCUCACCUGGUCUGCACAAAAGGAUUUUGACACCUUCCACGUACACUACAGAGUCGACGGAUCAAAGGAUGUGCAGAAGCUGAAGCUGCCCGGUAAUCUUCGCUCCUCAAUCAUCACAGGCCUCAGGCCUAGCACCAAGUACACGAUUUACCUCUACGGUGUCUCCUCUGGCCAGCGGACUAAACCAAUCACCACCAUAGCUACCACUGCAGAUAAAGAGGCUGUAAAGCUAGGCAGCCUGUCCACCUCUAAUAUCACGGCAAACUCUCUCCGACUCUCCUGGACAGUGGACAGGGCCUUUGACUCCUUUUUAAUCCAGUACAGAGUCCAGGGCUCUGAGGAGACCCACAACAUCACAGUCACUGGCGGACGACGAUCCCACCGCAUCGCAGGCCUCAGGCCUACUACCAGAUACACCGUCUAUCUCUAUGGGAUUUCCGGUGGCUCACGGACAGAGCCUUUGACCACUGCCGUGACCACCACAGAGCGGCCCCAGCAAAGUGAAGUAAGCGAUCUCUCGGUGUCUAACAUAACGGCAGACUCCCUCCAGCUCUCCUGGGUGACGGAGGGGGAAUAUGACUCCUUCUUCAUCGAAUACGGAGCUGAGGAGGAUCAGGCUAUGCAGAACUUCACGGUAACCGGUGCCCAUCGAUCCUCCAUCAUCACAGGUCUGAGGCCUACCACUGCCUACACAUUCUAUCUCUAUGGGGUCUCGGCUGGUCAACGCACCAAACCACUGACAGCUGUCGCCACCACCAAAGCUUCCACAGAUAGAGACAAAGUAAAGCCAAGUAAAGUGGUUAAAUUGGAGAAUCUUUCAGUCUCUAACAUCACAGCGGACUCCUUCCAACUCUCCUGGAGUGCGGAGAAGGAUUUUGAUUCUUUUAUCAUAGAGUAUGGAGUGCAAGGUUCUGAGGAUGUGCAGAACGUCAUGGUAACCGGUGACCGCCGAUUGUCUCUCAUCACAGGCCUAAGGCCUACCACUGUCUACACAGUCUAUGUCUAUGGGAUCUCUGGUGGUGUACGCACCAAGCCACUCAGCACUAUCAUAACCACCAAAGCUUCCACAGGUGGAGACAAAGUAAAGCCAAGUAAAGUAAUUAAACUGGAGAAUCUUUCAGUCUCUAACAUCACAAUGGACUCCUUCCAACUCUCCUGGGGUGCGGAGAAGGUUUUUGACUCUUUUAUCAUACAAUAUGGAGUGCAAGGUUCUGAGGAUGUGCAGAACCUCACGGUAACCGGUGACCGCCGAUUGUCCCUCAUCACAGGCCUGAGGCCUACAACCAUCUACACAGUCUAUGUCUAUGGGAUCUCUGGUGGUGUACGUACCAAGCCACUCAGCACUGUCAUAACCACCAAAGCUUCCACAGAUAGAGACAAAGUAAAGCCAAGUAAAGUAAUUAAACUGGAGAAUCUUUCAGUCUCUAAUAUCACAGUGGGCUCCUUCCAACUCUCCUGGGGUGCGGAGAAGGAUUUUGAUUCUUUUAUCAUACAGUACCGAGUACGAGGCUCUGAGGAUGUGCAGAACCUCACGGUAACCGGUGACCGCCGAUUGUCCCUCAUCACAGGCCUGAGGCCUACAACCAUCUACACAGUCUAUGUCUAUGGGAUCUCUGGUGGUGUACGCACCAAGCCACUCAGCACUGUCAUAACCACCAAAGCUUCCACAGAUAGAGACAAAGUAAAGCCAAGUAAAGUGGUUAAACUGGAGAAUCUUUCAGUCUCUAACAUCACAGCGAACUCCUUCCAACUCUCCUGGGGUGCGGAGAAGGAUUUUGAUUCUUUUAUGAUACAGUACGGAGUGCGAGGUUCUGAGGAUGUGCAGGACCUCACGGUAACCGGUGACCGCCGAUUGUCCCUCAUCACAGGCCUGAGGCCUACCACUAUCUACACAGUCUAUGUCUAUGGGAUCUCUGGUGGUGUACGCACCAAGCCACUCAGCACUGUCAUAACCACCAAAGGGAAAGGCAAACCGAAACCGAGUAAAUUGGGUGGUCUUUUGGUUUCUAACGUCUCAUCUGACUCCAUCCCCUUCUCCUGGAUGGCAGAGAAGGGUUUUGAUGCCUUUCUAAUACGGUACAAGGUGCAUGGGUCUGGCGUUGUGCAGAACUUCACGGUCAACAGUGACGACCGCUCGACAACCAUCACAGGGCUGAGGCCUCGCACCAAAUACACAGUCUAUGUCUAUGGGGUUUAUAAUGGCAAACGCACAAAGCCAUUGACCAGAGUUGUUACCACAAAAGCUCCCACAGAUAAAGAGGCUGUAAAACUCGGCAGCCUGUCUACCUCUAAUAUCACGGCUAACUCUCUCCGACUCUCCUGGACAGUGGACAGGGCCUUUGACUCCUUUUUAAUCCAGUACAGAGUCCAGGGCUCUGAGGAGACCCACAACAUCACAGUCACUGGCGGACAACAAUCCCACCGCAUUGUAGGCCUCAGGCCUACUACCAGAUACACCGUCUAUCUCUAUGGGAUUUCCGGUGGCUCACGGACAGAGCCUUUGACCACUGCUGUGACCACCACAGGAGAUAGAGAAACUGUAACACCAGUUAGGCUGGGCAGCCUGUCCACCACUAAUAUCACGGCAAACUCUCUCCGACUCUCCUGGACAGUGGACAGGGCCUUUGACUCCUUUUUAAUCCAGUACAGAGUCCAGGGCUCUGAGGAGACCCACAACAUCACAGUCGCCGGCGAACAACAAUCUCACCUCAUUGUAGGCCUCAGACCUGCUGCCAGAUACACCGUCUAUCUCUAUGGGAUUUUCAAUGGAAAACUUACCAAGCCCUUGACCACUGCUGUGACCACCACAGUUUCCAUAGAUACCAAUGGCGUAAAACCAAGCAGGCUGAGUAAACUUAUCCGCCUUUCAGGGAAUAAUGUUACGCAGGACUCCCUCCAAAUCUUUUGGGCUGCAGAGAGUGGCUUUGAUUCCUUUCUGAUCCAAUACAGAGUGGACGGAUCCGAGGAGGUGCGGAACUUCACUGUGCCUGCACACCAACAGUCUUCCUUCAUUGAAGGCCUGAGGCCUAGUACCAAGUACCUGAUUUCUCUCUAUGGGUUCUCUGGCAGCAGACGGACAAGGCCACUAACCACUAUAAUAACCACUGCAGCCUCCGCGGACAAAGAGGGAGAAAAAUCAGGCAAGUUUGGGAGCCUUUCAUUCUCAAACAUCACAGCUGACUCCCUCCUCCUCUCCUGGACAGCCGAGACUAUCUUUGACUCCUUCCUGAUACAGUACAAAUCUCAGGGUUCUGAGACUCUGCAGAAUAUCACGGUAACCGGUGACCGCCGAUCAACAUACAUCACAGGCCUUAGGCCUACGACCAACUACACCAUUUACCUCUAUGGGGUGUCCGGUGGCCAACUCUCCAGGCCAUUGGUGGCUCUCUUAACCAUCACAGCGGUUCCCGUUCACACAGCCGGGUUCAGUACGCUGGGAAGGCUCUUGGUCUCAAACAUCGACACUCACAGCCUCAAACUCUCCUGGACGGUGGAGGAAGGGGCCUUUGACUCUUUCCUGGUUCAGUACAGAGACUCUCAGGGGCGGCUGGGAGUCAAGGAGGUCACGGUGCCUGGCAACCUUCGCAAUGUCACCAUCGCAGAUCUCAUACCCAGCACCGAGUACCUCAUUUCCCUCUAUGGUGUGUUAAAGAACCAGCAAACGGAGCCAAUUCCAAUUGUGGCACGAACAGCUCGAGAGAGUCGGAGCAGACUGAGGUUCACAGACCUCAGAGACACCUCAGUCACCGUCCACUGGGCAGCACCUUCAGCCCCUGUCAAGACCUUCAAGAUCUUCUAUGUCCCGACUAAACAAGGUGCACCGAGGAGUGCAAUAAUAGAUGGCAGGAAAACCAACAUCACCCUGAAAGGCCUGGUCCCAGAUACCAAGUAUGAGAUCAACCUGGUGGCUGUGCAAGGGGCCAUCGAAAGCCCCCCCAUCCUGGACCACUUCACAACUGCCCCAGACGCUCCAUCUGACCUGAAAGCUGUAAAUGUCUCGGACACUAUGGCCCUCCUGGUCUGGAGACCUGCAAUUGCACCAAUCAAUCACUACGUCAUCACUUACAGUGGCCAAAAUGUUCCCACUGUGAGCAAGAAUGUGCCAGGUAACACCGCAGAACUGCAGCUCACUGGUCUCAAUAUGAACACUGAGUACAAAGCAGAGAUCCACAGUGUCAAGGGAGACAGGAAGAGCCCAAGGAUCAGUACCAGCUUUGUCACUGGGUCUGACUUGCCGAGGGACCUCACGGUGCGUGACAUCUCGUCGACUGAAGGCCUGGUCUCAUGGAAGAGCCCAAGAAGCCCAGUGACUGGAUACCUCCUCGUGUACGAGACUGAAGGGAGCGAGGCUCAGCAAGUGAAGCUGGACCCCGUGGCAACGAGCCACAGACUGCGCCAGCUUCUGCCCAGCACCAGGUACACGGUGAGGCUGCACGCUUUGCGGGACGGUGAGCGGAUGGCUGCCAUUACUGCAUACUUCAGCACAGUCGGUGCCCGGAUCCCCUUUCCAAAGGAUUGCGGAGAGGAACGCAGCAACGGAAGGGCAGAGUCGAGCGUCGUCACCCUCUACCUGAAUGGGAACAAAGAUAAGCCCAUCAAAGCUUAUUGCGACAUGAGCACCAAUGGCGGAGGCUGGAUGGUUUUCCAGAGGAGAAAGAAUGGCAAAACCAACUUCAUGAGGAACUGGAAAGCCUACGCAACUGGAUUCGGGGACCUGGCAGGGGAACACUGGCUGGGUCUGGAAUAUCUCCACCAGAUGACAUCGCAGCAACGUUACGAGCUCCGUGUGGAUCUGAGGAAUGAUGAUGAGUCGGCUUACGCUACCUACGAUAACUUUGUGGUGGAGAGUCCGGCCCAGAAAUACAAACUGAAAGUGGGAAAAUAUGCUGGAAAUGCCGGCAAUUCCCUGUCCUAUCAUCACGGCAGUAGCUUUACUACCCUGGACUCAGACAGUGAUGAGGCUCUGACUAACUGCGCUGUGUCCUACCGAGGAGGCUGGUGGUACAAAAACUGUCACCGCGUCAAUCUCAACGGAGAAUACGGAAACAACAGAGACCAUCAGGGUGUGAACUGGUACGGGUGGAAGGGAUUUGAGUUCUCCAUACCCUUCACUGAGAUGAAGAUGAGGCCUUAUAACUUUGCCAGGGCCGUCAGGAAGGAGUGAGGACAAGUGGCACCCCCAAGGGUCACUUCUAAAGCUCGCAGCUAAAUUCUUCCACCUGGACUUUCCAAUGUUACCAUGGUUACCAUCAAGCCUGCAAUUUUUUUGCCUACAUUUCCAUUCUGCUGGGAUCUGGGCCCAUUAGCCUUUGACCCCACCAACAAUACCAAUGACACCACCACUGUAUGCCCCCUCAUUUGCCAGCCAGGCUCGGAAUUGUGCGGUUUGAAAAUCAUUCCCCAAAAAGCUCAUAGAAUUAAGCAAAUGUUGAAGGAAUUGGAAGGACCUCAAACUCCAGUACUGUAGAUGGCGCUGUUUUCUGAUCACCAGCCUCUUAUAUUUCUGCUGCUUUAUAGUAUAUGAGUGCUAAGGUCAAACUCUAAUAUCAGAAACUCCCCCAAUGCAUUUUAAGAGAUUUAACUUGAUGAACUUUGUUUGAAGUUAUGAUGUGUGUUUUUUUUCUGUAAUUUUUAAAUACAUAUGAUGUGCCUUUUC
Molecule: messenger RNA, 9976 nt
Organism: Carcharodon carcharias (great white shark)
Lineage: Eukaryota; Metazoa; Chordata; Chondrichthyes; Lamniformes; Lamnidae
Product: tenascin-like
Exons: 35
Coding region: 203-9484 (3093 amino acids)
Molecular function (GO): protein binding
Source: RefSeq, a predicted model, not a curated record